Rotaria sordida is the source of this 309-nucleotide messenger RNA. NCBI's taxonomy places the organism in Eukaryota, Metazoa, Rotifera, Eurotatoria, Philodinida, Philodinidae. The record is from the annotation of a GenBank genome assembly.
AUGAGUAGUGUUCCAUCAUAUAUAUCUGGUUAUGUUGAUCAAGCAUUGAUAGUUAAUAGUGUUCAAUAUGUAACUGUUAGUUCAUAUUUAAGUUUUUUUAGUCGUUCAUUUACAAUUGAAGCAUGGAUUUAUGUAACUAGUUUAAUUUCAUCAGUUGAUUAUGGAAUAUUUGGUCAAUACCAAGCAGCUACUACUCGACAAUGGCUUUUUUGUAUUAUUAGGUCAAACAAAAUGUUUUUUGGAUUUUUCAAUGAUGAUGUUGGUGGUUCAACAACUCUUUCUACAAAUAUUUGGACACAUGUUCCCUAG